Molecule: messenger RNA, 1698 nt
Organism: Cataglyphis hispanica
Lineage: Eukaryota; Metazoa; Arthropoda; Insecta; Hymenoptera; Formicidae
Exons: 1
Source: RefSeq, a predicted model, not a curated record
CGAUUUUGGUGAAUGCAACUUAAAUUAUCGAAAACCCAAUACCAGCGAAACAUACGUCCAACUUUUACAACUUUCCGAUUACAACCAUGCAGAGGUUAUCCAAUGCAAGGUUGAAAUCUCAAGGACAAUCUACCACUGCGGAAUGCAUUCGCACGUCUCGGCAGUCCACAAUGGAAGAGCGGACUAUAUCCACGAGACUGGAUACUCCUUAUGUCGAAGGAUGUUUCAAGAUGGAACCUUCUCAUUAGGAGCCGGCAACAUCAUCCAUGGUCUGAGAGCUAAUCAGACUUCUUUUCACAGCCUUACCCUGGCUGGAUAAAUUAGCAAUGAUGGAAGCUGUAAAGGAACGCAAUACUCCGAUCCUUACGGCACAUGGGAUGACGUUAUUGUUCAAGCUGUCCUUAAGAUAUUCUUGAGAUCAUCGCACGUCCCUGUACAGCUAAACUCAGGGAAAAUAAUAUUGAAAUCAGGAACCGUUUGCGCUAUCAGCGAAGGUUUCUGUAUUGAUUCAGACGACGGCUACACGCAUUGGAAGCCUAUACCAACAUCAUCAUGUAAUUUCCAUCGGUAUGAUGUCCUCUAUGAAGACCCAGCAACCAGAAUUGUAGACGACGCUAUCAAUUCAGUGUCUCCCAUCAUCUACAGCUUAACAACGGAAGACAUCACCUUUGCUCUCACCAAAACUAAGGAACAACCCUUGUGUGGAUACAUUCUACUCUGCACAGAACAUCCAAAACUUUUAUCCUGGAAACCAAAAAGGGAGAUACCUUUGCCAGUCGUGGCAUCAUUUCCGUGGAUAAUCUGGAUAUUUUCGCAUAUAUGAACUCUAAAUUUGUAUAUGUAGAAAAACACAAUCGUCAUCAAAUGACUUCAUUAUAUCAUAAUGUCAUGCAACAAAAAUGCGAACUGGAAAGACAAGUAAUAACUAAUGCCUUGUCUUUUGCUACUCUUCAACCAGAUGAAUUCGCAUAUCGACUUAUGAAGGGACCAGGCUAUAUGGCAGUCACCACUGGAGAAGUUACUCAUAUUGUCAAAUGCAUACCUGUAGAUGUCACAGUAAGAAGGACAGAAGGAUGUUACACGGAGUUACCAGUAACUGUGCGUAAUAUUUCCUUAUUUCUUACUCCUAAAUCUCGAGUAAUUACUAAACUCGGAAAUCAAAGAGAGUGCAGUUACGAAUUACCUACGAUAUAUCGCAUCGAAGAUACUUGGGUUCAAUUUACACCUGAACCGCAAGUAAGACAACUACCACCUCAACAAUUACGACCAUUAACAACUUUAUCUUGGGACUACUUAACACCAGGACCUCUUGCUAUCAGCGGAAUAUAUUCCAAGAAGGAUAUAGAAAAGCUGAGGGACCACAUUAUGUUUCCUGCAGAGAAACCUGCUCUCCUUAAUACAAUCGCUAGAGGACUCACUGGCCAUUCCAUCGAUACGAACGUAGUCUCCAUGUACAACCUGCUAGACGAAGCUUCUCUCAAUAAAAUAGCUGAGAAUGCCGCUUCUCGAGUAUGGAAUGGAUUUGUUACAUUUGGUUCUGCAACAGCCGGUAUAUUUGGCAUCCUAGUAGUCAUCCGCAUUAUAAAAAUCGUUGUCGAUACUGCUAUUCAUGGAUAUGCUCUACAUACUGCCUAUGGAUGGAGUUUACAUUUAUUGGGAGCGAUCUGGAGCUCUCUCGCCCAUUUAUUACUUCAUCUC